UAUGGCUAUGGAUAAACUAACACUCCUCAUAGCUUAUUGGAGGCAGAGCUUGCCUUACUGCAGGGUUUUAUCCAAGGGCCAUAAGGGAAUGUGGAUUUGCUGGGGAAACAGGGCCACGAUGCAUUAUUCGGAGUGAGAUAAGAAAGCCUGGCAUGUCUAAGCCUAUUAAAGUUGUCCAGUACCAUAUUAAUACAGAAGAACUAUAUUCCUAUCUAAUUGAAUUUAUUCACAUGCUUUAUUUCAGGCACCUGUUGGUGAAUCCCAGAGAUCGCCGGGUUGUUUUGAUAGAAUCUGUGCUGUCUCCCUCACACUUCAGGGAAACACUUACACGUGUUCUUUUCAAAUAUUUUGAGGUUCCCUCAGUGCUCUUUGCUCCAAGCCAUCUCAUGUCACUUCUAACCCUUGGGAUAAACUCAGCCAUGGUGUUGGACUGUGGAUAUGCAGAAAGCUUAGUGCUACCUAUAUAUGAAGGAAUUCCAAUCCUUAGCUGCUGGGGAGCUCUUCCUAUGGGAGGCAAAGCGAUUCACAAAGAGCUGGAAUCACAGUUGUUGGAGGAGUGCACGGCCAAUACAGGAACAGCCAAGGACCAGAGCCUGCCUUCUGUAAUGAGCAGUAUUUCAGAAGAAAUAGUGGAAGACAUUAAAGUGCGUAUCUGCUUUGUGAGUGACCUCCAAAGAGGGCUAAAACUUCAAGCUGCAAGAUUUAAUCUGGAUGGCACUGCCGAGCGCCCCAUACCACCACCUGAUGUUGACUAUCCUUUGGAUGGACAAAAGAUUUUGCAUGUUAAAGGUUCUAUCAGGGAUUCAGUUGCAGAACUGCUUUUUGAGCAGGACAAUGAAGAGAAAUCAGUUGCUUCCUUAAUACUGGAUUCACUUGUUCAGUGCCCAAUAGAUACAAGGAAACAGCUGGCUGAAAAUCUGGUGAUUAUAGGAGGUACCGCUAUGUUGCCUGGAUUCCUUCACCGGCUUAUGGCAGAGAUACACUACUUGGUGGAAAAGCCAAAAUACAAAGAAACUCUGGCUACCAAGAUCUUUAAGGUUCAUACUCCCCCUGCAAAGCCAAACUGCGUGGCAUGGCUUGGAGGGGCUAUUUUUGGAGCUCUGCAAGAUAUCCUGGGCAGUAGAUCUGUGUCUAAAGAAUAUUACAACCAGACAGGCCGAAUACCUGAUUGGUGUUGCCUGAAUAAUCCACCUCUUGAGAUGAUGUUUGAUGUUGGCAAGUCCGGACCCCCGAUGAUGAAAAGAGCCUUUUCUACCGAGAAGUGAUCCCUUUCCUUUUCUCGCCAAACCUAGCUUUGCUUAAAGAAGAGACUGAAUUCUUUCUUGGAAAGACGGAUAUUUAUUAUACGUUUACAAAACUGUAAUUGUUCUCACUUUAAAGCUGCCACGCCUUGGGUUUAAUGUUGCCAUCUUUUAUUUGUUUUACCUCUAUAGAUUAGAUUAAUCAUAUUUUCACAAAUGGUUCUUCUAAUCCAGUGCUGAUCAAUUUAUUACACGUUGUGGACUGACUAUUUCUCAUAUAGCAUGUUCAAGGCCCAAUUGAUUUAAAUGAUGAUGUCAUACAGUGAGUGUUUGGAACCACUUAGCAGACUGGGGGCCAUAAAAUGCCCUGGGGGGCCACAUCAGGCCCACAGACCUCCAGCUGGGCAGCCUUGAGCUAAUCCAAGAAUGUCCUGCUUGUGCUACAAAUCCCUAAUCAACCCGCUGGGGAGAAUUAGAGUUGUAGUGCAAGGACAGCUUGCGGGCAGAAGCCAGUAUUCUCUACUAUUUUAUGUAGGCUUUGGACAAACAUAUUAUUUUGUGCAACUUUUUAGAAGCAAUGUGCUGAAUAUGUGCAGUUUAAGGGACCCUAAUACUUUGGAAAUUGUCACAUCAUAUUGUACUGUUAGUUUUAUGUAGUGGUGCCUGGAUAUUGAACAUUGUGACACACGGCUUGGGGGAAACACUGGCAGCAACAUAGAUAUCUCUAUAAAACACAUUCCUUGUUAGACACAAUUGUCUUAUCAAACACUAACUCAAAUACAUUGCAUAUAUAAUAUUGAUACAAAUGUAUUUCAUCCCCAUGUUUUGCAGCUGGUUAAUUUAGCCAUAAUAAACUUCAGUGCAGCACACAA
This is a messenger RNA of Xenopus tropicalis (tropical clawed frog), 2113 nucleotides long. RefSeq names its product actin-related protein 10 homolog (gene actr10). The record is from RefSeq and is a predicted model, not a curated record. Gene Ontology annotation, cellular component: axon cytoplasm; cytoskeleton. Gene Ontology annotation, biological process: cytoskeleton organization. Lineage: Eukaryota; Metazoa; Chordata; Amphibia; Anura; Pipidae. Bases 153 to 1265 code for a protein of 370 amino acids. The transcript has 13 exons.